GAUCCUUCAGGGUACAGUGCGUUUGUUCGUAUGCAGAGUAAAAGAGAGAUUUCCUCAGUUUUGCUAAAGAACUUUCAAAUUUCCAAGUCUAUCACAACCAGAAAUCGAGAAUUAUUCGAUCUCCUGGUGUACAUUUUGCGCUGUUUUUGGUCAUCUAUUUGUUGUUUUAAACAUGACAUGAAGCAGCCAUGAAGAACACCUUCCUAUCUACAGCAGCUUGUCUUGUUUGGCUUUCAGUUUUAAUCAGCUUUGUGCACAACACGUUUGUCACUGUGCAAAAUGGCCACUGGGUAUGGAUUGAUGGAAAUAACACUGCAAAUUCCCCCAGCUCAGUAAAAGUGAAGAAAACAGGGGAUAAAGAGUUUCCUGGUGCACGACAUGGCGUAACAGCCUGGAAGGAUGAAAAUAACAGAGUAUGGAUGUUUGGAGGCAAGGGAUAUGGAGUAAAUGAGCCCAAGGCAAUAAAAUCUCUUGAUGAGCUUUGGAAUUUUGAUCCUUUAAAGAAGAAGUGGGCAUUAGUUAACAAAACUGUAGCUUCCAAUAAAUCCUGGCCUUCAUCUUGUGUAGAUUGUGUGUCUUGCAGCCACAAGGACAUUACAGUCCUAUUUGGAGGAGUUGUGACACGCAAGAAAAGCCUGAACUUCAAGACAUGGGUGCUAAACUUGACUUUAAAGAGCUGGGUUGUUUUGGAGCAGAGUUCACCUCCAGCACGAGAGAAGAGUACUUACUGGUGUGACAAUAAAGAGGGGUUCUUGUGGCUUUAUGGAGGGCUUUACAGCAUUAAAGACUUCAAUGAUAUGUGGCAAUUUAACUUUCAAAACAUGAAUUGGACCCAGAUUACACCCCUCAAAAACACCCCAACACCAACAGCAAGGUUUGGGUCUUCAAGUUGGCUACAGCAUCCUGACAAACUCUACUUGUUUGGAGGACAGAGUGUCUUGGGAUCUAUGUCAGAUCUCUGGAUCUACAGACCCUCCCAGCGUACAUGGGAAUUUGUUAAAGGAAAGAAAAAGCCCUUGCAAAAAGGGGUCUAUGGUAACCAGGGUAUUCCAGGGAACCUGUCACUUCCUGGUUGCAGAGAAGAAGCAUUAUCUUGGACAGAUAGUAAGGGGCAUCUGUGGUUGUUCGGGGGCCGGGGGUGUGAUGCUCACACCUCAAAUGCUUCUAAUACAGGAUUACUGUCUGAUCUCUGGAUGUUUAAUACAUCAUCUGCCUCAUGGUCCUGGAUUAGUGGGCCUUCAAAGAAAAACGAGAAAGCUGUUUAUGGCAAGAAAGGAGUCCCAGAUCCCAAAAAUAUGCCAGGGCCAAGAGAAGAUUCCCUGACAUUCCGACAAGGGGGUAACCUCUGGAUUUUUGGCGGCAUAGGUCAAGACAAGAAUGAACGUCCAGGACUACUAAACGACAUGUGGGUGUAUUCAAUCCCAACCACACCCACUCUUGGGCCACCAUCCCAUGGUAAAGGUCUACCUGGAGACACCUUUGAUAUGCCAUACUCGCAGAGACUGAUGAUUGCAUUUGGGAUUCUUACGGCGGCCAUGGUGAUCUCGAUUCUUGUUUGCUACAGGAAAGAGUGCAAUCUUAUGUACUGGAGGUAUAAAAAGAAAGUGCCGAGGGUCAAGUAUGAGCCCUUGAAGGUGAAGAUGCAGGUUCCUGAUGUUUAGAAAACAAUAUACAGGAUGCAGUGAGUGAUUAAAAUGAAGUUCAAGCGCCAAGAUUGGAUGAAAACUGCCAUUUUGUCAGUAUUCUGUUAAUUGCUUAGCAGCAGCAAUUAUAAAUUCUUUGGUAACAUGAGCAGUUUGUCUGUCAUUAAUAAUCAUUGGUUAGUCAUUUGUUUAUUGGUAGAUUUUUUGUAGUGUAAAAAAACUUGUUAAUAUGUGUUGGUCAUACUUGAGUACCAAUUGGUAAUUUGGAUUUAAUAUUAAUUAAUUUUGCAUAACAUGCAAUAAAAUGCAUUGUAGUUAGAUAUCAAUUGCUUGAGGCCAAAACCUUUACAUUGGUUAGGUUUAUUUAUUAGUAGUCAAGGUAACAAGAUAAUUUAUAAAAUGGUGAUUUCCAUUGAACCCAUUACAGUACUUAGCUGAAUGAUGUGUGCAGAAUUGUCAUUAUAACAAACUAAGCAUCAAUCAAGUUGUUUCAAUGAUAUUCCAUAUUAUAUGCAUGUAUGCUUGAAAUGGAAACACUUUGAUUGACAUCCACCAAAACCAUAUUUCAUCAUGGGGGCAACAGACUGUUUUCUCAAGGUUGCAUGCGCAUUCAAAUUUAAGGAACUUGAAAGGCACAGAUACCCGAACACAAGUAUUAUCAUGCAUUGCUAUGAAUUUUUUUGAUAAAGAUUCAUAAAAUUGAUUAUUCUUCUCUUUAAAGAUAAAACUGUCUUCUCAAUUUUACUGAAUUUGCAUUUUUUCAGCUAUGCGGCCCAUCAAGUUGGAUGCGCAUGUAACAUUGAGAAAACGGUCUAUGGGCUCAAGUCUACAACACUCUCAACCUAUAAUAUAUAAAUGUAAUAGCAAUAUGAUUGAAGAAAAAAACAGAAUUUGCCUGCUAGUAUUUUGUUUUUCACAGGUUCAAUGGCAUCACUCUCAUUUGUAAAUCUAAAUAUUUAUUUAGUACUGUUUAAAUUUAUUAAUACUAGAUGCUAAGACUUGACUAGACUUGCAUAAUUUAACAGUAUUUAUGCAUAAUAAGUUUAUAGUUCAAUACAUUGUAGAAUUUAUAUAAAAAAUUGAAAGAAAAAAAAAAAUUUGUGACUGCUAGUCUCAUCUCUCUUUUACAGGUUCAAUGAAAUCACUCUAAUUUAUAAAACUAAAUUUAUUUCAAAUUAGUACUUUUUAAAUUUAUUAAUACAUCUAGAUUUAUCAGACUUACUUCAUUUAAYGCUAUAUACACCUAUUUUAAAAAAACAUUUAUUAAUACAUCAAGAUUUAUCAGACUUGCUUCAUUUAACACUAUAUACACACCUAUUUCCAAAACGUUGUCGGUUGGAUAUCUGAAAUUAAAAAUCUGAGACUGAUUGGAAUUGUGGGGGACUGAAUGUUUUCUCAUUCAAAAUUCAAUAUACACCUAGCCAGAUAGUUUGCCAGCGCAGGUCAUCGCUCAAAGUUAGUGUUAUCAGGAUAUUAACUUUUUGCGAACUACUCAUUAAAACCACAAAACAAUCUACAGCUUACAACCCACAAUUCAAUUUGGUCUCACACUUCAGAUCUACGACCAACAAUGUUUUUUGAAAUAGGUGUAUUUAUAAGUUUAUAGUGAUAGGAUUUGUGAAAAAAAAUUUUUUUCAAACUUUGAUCAUUAUUAAAGAAAGAAAAAAAUUUCUGGUAUAAUUAUACAUUCAUAUAGUUUGAUUGAAACCAUAUUCAUACUUAUUGAUCUAAAGACAUAACAUAAAUUAAAUUAAUAUUAGACUCAAUUUUCGAUUCAUACAUCAAUGAUUAAAAUAAUCAAAAUUACCAAAGCUUCAUAUGUUUGGGCAAUAUUUUACAACUAGCAUUUAAAGAAAAAAUGUUGCCUAGAUCAUUAAGUAAACAUGUAGGAAGCUAUCUUUAGUUCCAGAGUUUCUGUCACUCCUGCUUAAUACUAAGUAAUGUAGGAUUCAUUAGGAAUCUUAAGAAUUGAUAAGACCUCUUUGUUUUUGGGAGUGAGGUUAUAAGUGUGUUUGCAUAAAAUAUUUAUGCAACAAUGCAACAAAUUAAUUAAGAAACAAAUACAAAUAAAUAGAUCAAUAUCUAAGAUAACUCAUUGUAUUAUAAAUUUAAUAAAAGUUGUAUCACAUUUAGUAAAAUAAUUUUAUUAAUUAAUACUUGUGCCAGUUUUGUUAGAUUUAAUAAAAGAUUAAUAAAAAAGUGUUUGACAUGUUA
This is a messenger RNA of Actinia tenebrosa (Australian red waratah sea anemone), 3857 nucleotides long. Its product is annotated as kelch domain-containing protein 4. The record is from RefSeq and is a predicted model, not a curated record. Gene Ontology annotation, molecular function: protein binding. NCBI's taxonomy places the organism in Eukaryota, Metazoa, Cnidaria, Anthozoa, Actiniaria, Actiniidae.